ACCACCACACGAGCGGGACACGGGAACUAUCGCCUCAGCCUGGUCGCAGCGGAGGUGUGCCGAGUGAAAGCGAAAGGAUAAAGCGUGUGUUCGAGGGCGUAUUGGGAAAGAUUAUAAGUUUGCCACAAAAAAUAUAUAAGUAGAUGUGCUGUGAAGAGUAAAAUAAAGAGAAAGAGAGAAAGCCAACACUUAAGAGAUCAGAAGUGGUGUUCAAAAUCUUUUAUCUCAUACGUGGAAUACCUCAGAAAGAAAAUACCACCAUAAUGUCAAGUGAACUUUAAUACCCUUUAUUUAAAUGUUGGGUUGUGAAGCUAACGGAACCACCCGCCUUUAAAAAAAAAAAAAAUAACCCCCCAACCAAGCUAUAAAUCUCCGACAAACCUUCCCAACACCACCAUGGGCGUGAGAAGAUCGUGGGCGUCGAGGGGCGGGUGGACGACGUUCCUAGUCCUCCUGGUCGUGGGCGCACCUGCCUCGAGGGCGCUGAGCAGGAGGUCGGCAGCAGCUGACCCCACGCCCGUCGCCAAGCCCAACCUCGCCGCCCUCAGCGGACUGGGCGGCCUCAGCGCGCUAGCAGGUGCAAGCGGCGGCAGUGGCGGCAGCAGCUCUUGCAGUAACCAGGACCUUCUCACAAACCUCCUGGUGUAUCAGUAUCUAUCCGGUUCCAUCCCUGGCGGUUCGUCUCCCGGUUCUAACCCUGAAUUGAGGGCGCUUCUGGGUUCGGCACCUGCAACGACGACUGUGACCUCGGUGUCGACCUCGCUCACGACCCUCGUAGUCGAAGUGGAGCCGACGACCCAGUUCACGACCUCGACGACCUCUUACGUCACCACGCUGACCUCGACCGAAACCAAGGUCAUCCCGGUCAUCUUCCGAGGCUCGAAGAUUACAACGACCGUCAGCGAAUCUUCGGAGGAGGUCAUCACGGCAACCGAGUACUUCACCGAGUCGUCCGUGUUCACGCCGUCCAUCGUCCAGACGCUGCCGGUGCACAUCACGGUCACGGCCACCAGCACCCGGGGCUUGAAUGGCCAGUUCACCUUGGCCAACCUGACCCCUGGGCCGACCUCGGUCAUCCAUCAGCCGAUCUCCACCGCCACGCUCGACCUUGACUCUACGGGACUCGACCUGGCGAACCUCGACCUCUCGCAGCUGGACAUUUCUAGUCUCGUUGGCGGCGGCAUCGGGGCUGACCAGGAUGGCAACCAGAUGCUGUCCGUCCUGUCGUCUCUCCUGCAGCAGCACGACGACGCAGGGGCAGCCGCGUCCUCUGGUCUGGCUCCAAGCAGCUUGAGCGACAGGAGGAAGCAAAGCGGGGCCUUCAGAAGCAACAGAUUCAGCAGCAGUGGCACCAGCAGCUUCCAAGACGACUACGUGGACUACGAGGAGCCCGUUGACGACACGCCCAAGUUCAACGUGCUGCGAGGCUUCACCCUGAGCGACCGCGUGGCCAGCUCCUCGUCGGGCGGCGGCACCGGAAGGGCCGCCACGGACACGCGCUACAGCAAGUUCCAGCGCAAGGACCGCGUCACCAACAACGGCAUCGCGACGACCGAAUCCAGCGCGAGCGACCGCGAGAGCGAGCCGUUCCAAGCCUCGACGAGGCGCCAGUCCUUCUCCAGAGCGUCUGGGAAUCGUCGAACAACAAACGGAGGACAGAGAAGAAGCCGAGCGCCGAGCACCAGGUUCGUACCGGCGACUGAAUCCCAGUACUUCGAGGAAGAAGUCAAGUUCCGCCCGUUCGGCGCACGAAGGGACCGGGAGACCACGUCUACGCGGCGUCGCAGCGGCCGCCUGGACGACCCGAGGCAGCAGCCCGCGCGCGGCACAUCCGCCUCCAAACCCACGCCGAGUAACGUGCGAACCACAGUCCUCACCAUGUAUCUCAGCGGCUCCGAACCCGGGGAGUUCCACACUUCUCUCCGCACCGUCACUUUGCGGUCCCUCCAGUCCACUCGCAACCGCCGAGACGUGCACCACCAGUCGACCACCAAGAUCCUCCCAACCGCCACGGAAACGCCAGCCGCGGCAGGAUACACGAAAGCCCUUGAGCUGCCCAAAGCCGCGGACCCAAAGGAAAUAGUCCAGGUCCUGAAGUCCUUAGACUCAUCCCAGGUCAAACAGAUGCUGAAAUCGUUGCAGAAAUGGGUGGACUUCUACAGCCACGAAGUCCUCGACGAAGCCCACAACAACAUCGUUCCGGAGCUGACGUCGUCCCUCAGCCUCGAGUCCUCAGGCGUGGAGAACGAGGCCACGACAGAACUCAACCUGACUCCCACAGCCGUCACGGGUUCCCCUUCAGCCACGAACAACCUGUGCCACGCGCCCCCGACAGUCACUCACACCGUCUACCGCACGAUGGUGGUCACGACGACGGUCUCGGAAGUCUGAGGAACUUAGGCUGACCUGAGACGUCCAAAACGAACCUGUCAGGAUGUGGCGACGUCCCCUCAAGUCCCUCCUGGAGAGCGGCAGGCGGGGGACCCCAAAAGCCCGGUGGUAUUUAUGAGUGCGAAAUCCAGCCGAGGUUGGCAUACCAAUCUUGGCUGGUAUGCCGGUGCUGUAUAUAGCUGUACUGUAUGAAUCUCUAGCCUGUACAUAGCAUGUGCGUGUUCUCGUGUGGUCGUUGUGUGCGAGUGAGAGACCCACCCAGCUCAAAGUAAUCCAAAUGCCUCAAGGACGUCAAGGAACACAGGGCCCGCGCCAAAGACCAGCGGCUCCGCGUGUCAUGACAAACGUUUAGUGUUAAGUGUUAUCCCUCUCACGUAGGUCUAGUUCACGAAGCUCUUCCGGUGGUCACGUGUCACCCCCUUUCCCUGUUGGCCUCUCGUAAGGAACUGAAACAGAAAGAAGUGAUUUAAAAACCAGAGGAGCCGUGACGCCAGCAAGGUACUGAAUUUCAUAGGAGUCAUGUUUUGUCCAAGUUACGAGGAAAUGCGAAUUAGAGGCAUCACGGGUAUUGCUGGGCGUCCGAAAAGGGAAUCAUCUGGAAAAAAAAGAAAUCAGUGAUUCGGCAACAAGCAGAUUCGUAAACCUUCCCCGAACAGAAAAAAAAUAAAAGUUUUCAAUAGUUACAAUUUCCGUUUUGAAUGAUUCAAAUUACUGAACGAAAGUCGUUUUACGUAUCGAACAAAAUUGCUCUGUAACAAAAACAUGAUUGCAUCGGUUCAGUGACUAUGCUGUAGACUUAUCGAAGUUAGAAGCAACGUUGAUUUCCAGCCAGUGCUCUUCCAAUGCUAUGUUGGAAAAGGUUCAAUAUUGGUAUGUAUCAUAUCAGGUCACUUUCGGAAAUAAAACUAAUUGUCAUAUAUAUUUUCUUAGUCAAUAUGUAUAUCAUUAAUAUUGGAAUGAUAUCUCAGGAGAGUUUUAAGUAGUACCUUUUUUCUGUAGAGAAUAUUCACCUACAAAAACGUUCAUAAAAAAUAGACUGAAAAAUUAUAAAAAUGUUAAUCAGAUGUCAUAUUUCACUUCAAAAUAUUUUUUUUUUUGCCAGCAGUAUUUCCUCAGAUAUCAUUUCCUUCGAUUGUUAUUCAUAAACCAAUGUAUUCUCGAGUGUAUUCAGUAUUGUAUGUCUUGUUAAUUCUGUAGAGUCUAUAAUAUUUAGCCAACUUGAACCGUGUGUCCGUUUAGAGACAUUUCUUUUUUAUAUACAAUUAUUAUUUUUCUCAUUUAUUAUCAUAUUGCUCCGAGGGGCAUUUUUUACGAAAGGUUUGAUCAUUUGGAGUUUGCAGUAGUAAAUCUUGCAAUUUUGUAAGUAUUAUGUUAUUGGUUUCAAAGAGAUGGACUUAGGUAUUUUCACUGAUUAUGCUACUUCACCAAAGCUGAUGCCAGGACUUUAAGCUUUGUAUAUGAUAUUGCUUUGAUGGAGUGAAUCUAUUUCUGCAACCAAAUAAUAAAGUUAGAUUUUUUUUUUUCAAUUUUUUCAUAGAUUACUCGAAGGAAAUUCCUAAUCGACAAUGUAAGAUAUAUGUAUAAAGUUGAUUAUCGAAAUUCAGGAAAAGUUUGAGAUAAAAAAAAGUAGUUGUAGAGACCUUAGUGGUUCUAAAAGAGAAAAAAGAAAAUUAUGUGGAAUGUGUUAUUCAUUGAUACUGUGUCACACUAUUGAUUAGGAAAUUGAAACAAUCUUGUAUCCGAAUGUGUUAAAAAUCCCUGCACUGGGCGUGUGUUAAAUUACUUAUAGAUUUAAGGUCUAUUUCUUUUCAGAGAGCACGACGAAAAAAAAAA
This is a messenger RNA of Penaeus vannamei (Pacific white shrimp), 4224 nucleotides long. Its product is annotated as mucin-22. The record is from RefSeq and is a predicted model, not a curated record. Lineage: Eukaryota; Metazoa; Arthropoda; Malacostraca; Decapoda; Penaeidae.